AUGAACCUACGCAAGAAGUCCAAGCCAGAGACGCAGGCGCCACCGCCUGCGCCCAUUACCACCGACGCCAGCACCGCCAGCACCACCGCCAGCACCACCAACACGACGCCCAGUGGAAGCAGAGUCCUGCGAAAUGCAUCCCCAGACAAGUCGGCAGCAGGCUCGGCGCCCUCGACCGGCAGCACGACCCCGACCACGACGGGCUCGCAGACGCCCAGAGGCAGGAAGUGGCUAUCGGGCACGGGCAGCUGGCGCUCCAAGGCACCGCCCAUUGUUCAGACUGCAAAGGAGAGCAUCGGCGUGAGCGGCGGCGCGACCAACGAGCUGCCGGGCGAGGAAGCAAAGACGCCCAAGGACGAGUCGCCCAAGCGGUUCCUCACCAAGCGCAGUUCGAGCAAGAGCCAGAUCAUACCUGCCGCCAUCACUCAGGUCAACGUGUCUUCCGAUGGCCUCGUCGAUGAUGCGCAUCCGCCGAAACAGGAAAACGCCGAGGAGCCACAAACACCGACCGUCGAGGACCCUCCAGAGCCUCCGCUGCCCCCAGAACCGUCCACGCCAAAAGCAAGCGCAGCUGCAAGCACAUGGGGUUGGAAGAGCUGGUGGUCACGGCCAGAUGGGUACACAGAUGCUGCCAAAGCAACAAGUGAGGCAAAGGCGAACGUCCAAGAAGCUUCUAGCACACCCUUACCUGGGCCAACCCCUUCAGAGGAGCCAGAUGCCACUACAAAGAGCUUGGAUGCUGGCGUUGUACCGGCCAAGACUGACCAGGAUGGGGAUACGGAGAUGAAAGAUGCUCCCGAAGUUCCGCCCAGUCAAGAGGAACAAGCAAAGGAAGCUCCGCCCUCCACUGCCAGCCGAUUGGUAAAGGCUGCUUCUGGAUCAUGGUUCUGGACAUGGAGCAGCGCGCAGAAUGCCCAGGCCAACCCCCCUCCUGUAGAGCCACCAGCUCAGGAAGCCGACUCACAGGAUUCAGAUCAACUUUCUCAGGCACCACCAAAACCGCCGCCAGAAGCACCAGUCGAGAUGACUGAAACGGCCAAGACCGCACCUUUACAAGAAGCGGCACCUGCCGCAGAGCCGGCUGCACCUAGUGCUGGCGAUCAGUCUACCACACCUGCACCACGAUCUUCAAAGCCCUCAGCGUGGGCGUUUUGGUAUCGGGGUAAGCCCGAUGAUAACAAGAAGCCGGGUGAUGCUGGGCCACAGAAGCAUGUGGGUGAGGUGGCUGUCUUUGAUACCCCUUCGCAAUCCAACCCAGAAGCAGCACAAUUCAACGAGCAAGAGCAGCCGAAACCAGCUCAAGAUGUUCCCAAAGAACCCCAAGACACACCCGAAGAGAAAACAACACCUAAGAAACCGUUUGCUUCACUACGAGGUCGGCCAAAGACAAAGCCUGCAGCGAAAGAUUCCACAGAGACCGCUGGUCCCAGUAAUGCAACUACUCCAACCAAGACCUCUCCCGUGCGUGAGCCUGCAAAGCCCGAGCCAGCUCCGGUUGCCCAGCCUACGCCAAAGAAGGCAGGCAAGGGCAAACAAGAGCCACCAAAUCUCCUGUUACCCGAGUUCAGAAAUACCUAUCAUAUGGUGCAACAGCCGAACUUUUGGAAACAGAUCCGCCAAUAUUUCCUUGGAGGUGAGCCUGUAGCGCCUCAUCUACACAUCAACCCAGCGCCGCCAAAGAUCAAGAAGGCUGUGGCCAUUGGUGUCCAUGGUUUCUUCCCGGCACCCAUUAUUCAAAAGGUGCUGGGCCAGCCAACCGGCACAUCGAUCCGGUUCGCCAAUGCCGCGGCAGCAGCCAUUAAAGAAUGGACCGAGGCGCGGGGGUACUGUCCAGAAAUCGAGCAAAUUGCGCUGGAGGGCGAGGGCUUCAUUGCUGAGCGCGUCAAUUCGUUGUGGAAGCUUCUGCUCAACUGGAUUGACCAUAUCAAACAAGCAGACUUCAUUCUCGUGGCAUGUCACUCUCAGGGCGUGCCAGUCGCCAUGAUGCUUGUAGCCAAGCUGAUUCAGUUUGGCUGCGUCAAUGCUACAAGGAUCGGAGUAUGUGCGAUGGCUGGUGUCAACAUGGGGCCUUUUAUUGAGUACAAGACCAAGUACUUUGGACCCACCGCUGCCGAACUCUUCGAAUUCUCAAACCCUAAGAGUUUGGUCAGCCAGAUGUACCUCGCCGCAUUGGAUGAGGUUCUUCGGUUUGGGGUGCGCAUACUGUAUGUUGGCAGCAUCGAUGACCAGCUGGUAUCAGUCGAAUCCUCCACAUUCUCAACUCUCUCACACCCCUACAUUUACCGUGCCGUGUUUGUCGACGGCCGCAUCCACGCCCCCGACUUCCUCACUCACCUCGUCGGCUUCACGCUCAAGCUCCGCAACCUCGGGCUGCCCGACCACGGCCUCAUUCGCGAACUCUCACCCGCGCUAGCCGGUUCUCUUUAUGGCGGUGAAGGCCACUCCCGCGUCUAUGAAGACCCCGCCGUAUAUGCCCUUGCCGUACAACACGCCCUCGAAACCACAUCCCUCCCUAUCUCAUCGAGCAAAGACCGUCCCAGCACAGCAGGAAGCUUCCAGGGCAUCAACAUUCCCAUCAUCGGCGAGAAGCUGAAUCCUGACAAGAAAGAAGACUUGUUCAAAUUGCGAGUCAAGGAGUACGAACCAAGUGCCACUACAACGAGUCCAAAUCCCUUCUUUCUGCCAUGGGCCAUGAGAGGCCUACUGGAAGAAGAUGUUGUCAAGAAGGAACUUGGCCAGGAAGUGGAGAAGCUACUGGCCUUGUUCGAGCAGUGGAAGCCUACGGGUAAACAGUUAAAGGACGUCAAGUUCAGACUUGAAGGCGUCCGAAGUAAGCUAUAG
Molecule: messenger RNA, 2841 nt
Organism: Exserohilum turcica Et28A
Lineage: Eukaryota; Fungi; Ascomycota; Dothideomycetes; Pleosporales; Pleosporaceae
Exons: 2
Coding region: 1-2841 (946 amino acids)
Source: RefSeq, a predicted model, not a curated record